AUGUUAACAUACGCUGAGCACGUUUCGCGGUUGCUGCGUGAUCACUAUUGCUAUACUAUGCCCUACAUAGUGGCUCUAUACGUACCACGCAUACAAAGAUCAUAUAUGUUUUGUGUCCAUCCAUAUGGAAGUGUUACUAAGUUAACGGGAUUCUUCUUAAUUCACGAUCCUUGCUAUAUAAAACAAUGUUUACGAAUAGUUCAGCCAUUAGUUUUUCGAAAAAAGUUUCUACGUGUACGUUGGGGGAGAGAAAACAUGGAAAGAAAAAGAAGCAUAUUGGCACUGAUUGGAUUAAUUCUAUUUCUCAAAUCUUCGAACGUUGAAAGUGGUAAUGGAAACGGCAAUAAUGAACAUUUGUUCUCUCACCAUCGACAGAAGAGAUUAUUUUGGAUAACUAACGAUGGUCGAAUAGCUUUGCCACCAGGCACGAUAAUGACAAUAACUCCAACACUGGCAUUACCAUUUGUCAGAUAUCCUCCCUAUGGUUUUCUUAGUAACAUGACUGUUAGCCUUCCCUUUACCAUCGAUUUCGAUAAACUUGGUUUAACCGAUAAUGAGAACCCUUACGGCGUUUUACCAUCGGCGUUUGAUGCUACUGCAAGGGAACAAGGACCGAAUGCUGCAGAAUUUAUCGCAACAUUCGUAAAACGUGCAAUCAGCAAGAGAGAAGCAAUUGCAGAUUUGCCAAAGAAUGCACUUUAUGGAGGUGAAAGAGCCCUUUUGUACGGUACCGCUGAGGAUAUGCUUGCAAAUUUCGGGUUAAAUGGAAAAGCCUGUCUGUUAAGGGCAAUUUGUGAAGUACAGGGACAUCCCUUAAGCAAUUUCGGUUUGAUCGGCGAGAUGCUUAAACUGUUUUUCACUGCUAGUAAAUCACCAUUUUCGAAUCUUUUGAAAGAAUAUGUUGAAGCUGAAAAUAGAGGCAAGUUUCAUGGAGAAUGUUGGCCUUACUUUAAAGAUUGUCCAAAAUCAUUAUUUCGUGCAUCGGAGAAUAAAUAUACAAAAGAAGCUUUUCAUGAAAAUGAUGCAAGUGCUGAAACAGACGGGAUAGAACAAAAAAGAUAUCGAUAUUUUCCUUCGAUUCAGUCAAUAGAUCGAACAAGAAGAGAUACUCAAUUUUCUCAGAACUUUAAACGUACGAUACAUCCAUCAAUGUAA
This is a messenger RNA of Eufriesea mexicana, 1155 nucleotides long. RefSeq lists its product as uncharacterized. Lineage: Eukaryota; Metazoa; Arthropoda; Insecta; Hymenoptera; Apidae. The record is from RefSeq and is a predicted model, not a curated record.